GAUAACCAGUGCUUGUCAACAUAAAAGAAACAUGCACCUAACAGUAAUUUGGACGAUGUCCACGCCUCCUGGUCAGACAGCGGGGGUGCUGUAAUUUGAUCGUUUUGUUAGAGUUACGGGGAAUAGUCUUCUUGCAAUACAGAGCUUCGACGGGAGGUGAUACACUUCAAGAGCAGGCUACUGGGGAGGCUGCCACAUCGCAAUGCACAGAGAGCACACAAUGCCUUCCAUGUUCAUACUUUUGAGUGUUCUGGCGGCAGGCUUUGGUGCGCCACGCAGAUGUGAACCUGGGGACGAGGCUUUAGGAAGAUGCAGAAUUCCAGAAGAAGAAAAUGCUGCCUGUACAGACAUGGCUCUGGCCUACUGUCAGGAUGUCCCCUACAGCUCCAUCAUGUUCCCCAACAUCAUUGGCCACCGUAACCGCGUGGAGGCCGAGCUGGGUGCUGAGUACCUGCUAAUGAGCGUGAUGCACGGCCUGCUCAACGGCGAGUGCUCGGAGGAGCUGCGGCUGCUGGGCUGCUCGGUGCUGGCGCCGCGGUGCCAGGCCGGCCGCAUGCUCAAGCCCUGCCGCAGCUCCUGCGAGGCCGUGCGCAAGGGCUGCUCCCACGCCUUUGAGGGCAUUGAGAUGGCCUGGCCCUACUUCCUGGACUGUGACCGCUUCUUCGUCAGCGACCAGGAGGGCUGCUACGACCCGCUGUCUCAGUUUAAAGCCAGGCAACAGAUUGCCUACGCCAACUUCACUGACGAACCUUCCACCAUCAUCCAGUUUACCUACCACACCAAUGCCCAGAUGUGGAGCACCCUGAAGCGGACUGCGGCGAAGUGUGCCCACAUUUCUCGCACUUACAGUAUUGGGCGCAGUGUUGAGGGUAAAGACCUGCUGGUCAUCGAGUUCUCCAAUAACCCAGGAGAGCACGAGCUAUUGGAGCCAGAGAUGAAGUACGUGGGAAACAUGCAUGGCAACGAGGUACUGGGACGGCAGCUUCUCAUCUACCUGACGGAGUACCUGUGCUCAGAAUACCUGCUGGGGAACGAGCGCAUCCAGACGCUCAUCAACACCACCCGUAUCCACAUCCUUCCCUCCAUGAAUCCAGACGGCUAUGAGCUGGCCGCUGCAGAGGUAGCCGAUCGCAGCGACCCUGAGUUCAACCAGGAAGGCCACAUCUUUAACGGAUGGACCAGCGGACGUAGAAACACACAGAACAUCGACCUGAACCGCAACUUUCCUGCCCUCACCAGCGUUGCAUACAGCCGGCACCGUUACAGACGCUUCAGGGUGGACCACAUCCCCAUCCCUGACUCGUACUGGUUUGGACAGGUGGCCCCAGAGACGUACGCGGUGAUGAAGUGGAUCCGCUCGGUCCCUUUUGUCCUGUCUGCCAGCCUGCACGGGGGUGAGCUGGUGGUGUCCUACCCAUUUGACUUCUCCAGACACCCCCAGGAAGACAAGAUGCACUCGCCCACGCCUGACGAGCAGGUGUUCAAGCAGUUGGCCAGGACUUAUGCUGAUGCUCACGCUGAGAUGGCCAACAACAACACAGACAGAUGUGGUGGCUCGUUUACCAAUAGAAGGGGCAUCAUUAAUGGGGCUGAGUGGUAUAGCUUUGCAGGAGGCAUGGCUGACUUUAACUACCUACACAGUAACUGUUUUGAGGUGACGGUGGAGCUGGGCUGUGACAAGUACCCUUCCGAGGAGGCGCUUUACCCCGAGUGGAAACGGAACAAAGAGUCGCUCCUCAGCUUCAUGGAAGCAGUCCACCAAGGAAUCAAGGGCGUAGUGAGGGACCAGCAUGGCAAUGGAAUCAAAGGCGCAACCAUAUCAGUGAGGGGAAUACGCCAUGACAUCACAACAGCUGAGGAUGGGGAUUACUGGCGUAUGCUCACCCCUGGCAUGCACAUCCUGACCGUCACGGCGUCUGGCUACUCUAAGGCGGUCAAGCGCAUCAACCUGCCCCGGAGCAUGAGCCGUGCGGGCCGCGUGGACUUUGUCCUGAAGAAGGUCCCGUACGAGCCGGACGUGGAUGACCUCUACAUCCCUGGCAUGGAGACCUACGAGCGCUUCGACCCCUACAACCAGUUUCAGAGCUACACGCAGAGGGAGCUGGGCGAGAACGGCGAGGAGAGGCAGGAGAAGCCCUGGUGGUGGGCGUACUUCACCCAGUCUGGGAACUCCGCACCUACGUGGUUGCUCAGGAAUUAAAGGACUCCUUUAGAGGUAGCACCCAACCCAACCCAGCACAACCCAGCACAACCCAGCCCAGGCCAGCACAGCACAGCACAGCACAGCACAGCACAGCACAGCACAGCACAGCACCGCACAGAACCGCACAGCACCGCACAGCACAGCACAGCACAGCACAGCUUUCUAACAAAAGCUGCAUUUGCCCCUGUUCAUACUUAAAAUACAAGCAUGUGCCCCUGUUUCAUUGAUCCAGUUUGAUCAGGUUUACAUAUGGCCAUGUGCCCACCAAACACUUGGGAGUAAAUAUUAUGUUUAAGGACAAAAUGAUAUAAGAACAUAUCCCUCUUUUUUUUGUUUGUUUUUGUUGUCUUUCAUCUCCUAUUUUCACUGCUGUCAUUGACUCACAGAUUAUAGCAUAAUUGUUUUUGAGCAGUUGUCAAUUUUUAUUAAAACUUUUUUUAAACUGGCA
Molecule: messenger RNA, 2651 nt
Organism: Clupea harengus (Atlantic herring)
Lineage: Eukaryota; Metazoa; Chordata; Actinopteri; Clupeiformes; Clupeidae
Gene: cpz
Product: carboxypeptidase Z
Biological process (GO): peptide metabolic process; protein processing
Molecular function (GO): protein binding; zinc ion binding; metallocarboxypeptidase activity
Source: RefSeq, a predicted model, not a curated record